Messenger RNA from Calliphora vicina (urban bluebottle blowfly), 1647 nucleotides. RefSeq names its product lethal (3) 72Dr (gene l(3)72Dr). Gene Ontology annotation, molecular function: gamma-glutamyl-peptidase activity. Lineage: Eukaryota; Metazoa; Arthropoda; Insecta; Diptera; Calliphoridae. Bases 164 to 1147 code for a protein of 327 amino acids. The record is from RefSeq and is a predicted model, not a curated record. Gene Ontology annotation, biological process: tetrahydrofolylpolyglutamate metabolic process. The transcript is spliced from 5 exons. Gene Ontology annotation, cellular component: vacuole.
UCGCACAACAAACAUCACAGACAGAGAGAAAAAAAAGAAGAAAUAUUGUGCAAUACAUAUUCAUUGUAAACAUUUUCCUUUUUCUGUAAUAAAUAUGUAAAUAAUUUUAAUUAAAAAUAAAAAAAAAUAAAAAUAGAAACAAGUGCAAAAAACUAUAAAAUCAAUGUCAAUGUCAAGUACCCAACAAAAUAACGAUAAUUUUACACCCGUAAUUGGUAUUUUAUGCAUCGAUAUUGCAGUAGAUUUACGAAAAACGUACGGAAAUGAUUAUCACAGUUACAUUGAUGCUUUGUAUGUUAAAUAUUUGGAGUCAGCUGGUGCCCGGGUCAUACCAAUUUGGAUAAAUCGUGGCCGCUCUUAUUACGAGGCCAUAAUGAGCAAAAUAAAUGGUAUUUUGCUGCCCGGUGGUGCCGUAUACUUUGAUGCUAAAUACUGUACGGGAGAUUUGCGCAACGAUUGUGUUCAAAGUUCUAAAUAUAUUUAUGAAAUUGCCAAAGACUUAAGUGUAAAGGGCCACAAUUUUCCUUUGUGGGGUACAUGUAUGGGUUUCCAGUUAAUGCUAACACAUUCGGCUGAUCUCGUAGAUAUACGACAGGAUUGUCAGCAAAUGCACUGUUCGUUGCCGGUCAAGUUUGAAAGUGAUAAAGUUUUAGCAUCAUCCAAACUAUUUGCACAUAUAGACAACGAGGUAAAAUUAAAAAUGUCCUCACUACCAUUUGGUGUGCACUAUCAUCAGUAUUGCAUCACAAAGGAAGACUUGUGUAUCAAUAAAAUUGAUAAACAAUGGACAGUUUUGGCCUGCAAUGAAGAUGAAAAGGGCUUGGAAUUUAUCACUAUAAUUGAACACAAUAGUUUACCCUUCUAUGGCUCACAAAUACAUCCCGAACGUGUAAUAUUCGACAAUUUUGUGUCGAACAAUAUAUCCCAUCAUUGUUUAGAAUGUUUUGAGUUGGCUCAGUAUUUUGGCAAAUUUUUUGUUCAUCAAUGUAAUCUAAAUGAAAAUCGUUUCAAUAGCAAGGAAGAAGAGUCACGACACUCUAUUUAUCAUUUUCCUAUAGUACUUAAUGUAACAGCUGAUAGGAAACAAUUUCGUCAAUAUUAUUUAUUUAAAGAUGAUGCCGAUUAUCCCAAAGAACUGGAAAAUUAAAUAUAAGUAUGAAAUACAACUUUAAUUUGCGGCAAAAUACAAACAUUGUGAAAGGAACGUGAUAUUUUAAAUAAGACUUAUAAUGCCAUUAUUACUUACAUAGUUGCUAUAGUUACAAUAACUAAAUAUGUAAAAACUAGUUUAUGAGAAAGAUUUCAGAAUAUUUUAUUUCAAGGUCCUCAUUUUAUAACACGAAACGACAAAGGUUUGAGCAAAUUUGUGCGUUAAAUAUUGCAGUUUGAAAACUUCAUCCUGUAUGCCUUAUACAAAUUUCUUUCGUUAUUAAAACGAGGCCUUUGCAACAACCAUGUGAUCAUUUAUUUAUAAUUAAUUAUAAUAUACCUCCGUAUUCUGAAAGUUAUACCAUUGACAAGUUAUUUAGAAAACAAAAAAAUUUACAACUUUUGUAUGGAAAUUGUUAUUAAAACAUUUUUAUAAUAAUUUUGUCAUUAUCAUGAGAAUACUCUCGAAAAUCGAUUUAGCAAUUGCCUAUUAAAUAA